AUGUCAAGUGGAGAAAAAGAACCCCUUAAAUCAGGUAAGAACAACCCUUAUUAUUCCCAACCUGCCUCGACAUCUGGGCCUAGAAUUGCAACUUUAAGCCAAGGAUCAACAUAUGAUCAAUAUCCUCCAUCUCAAUAUCGAGCUCCUUCAGAGCCCAGUUAUCCUCCUCCACAACAAUACCAAGCACAGCCUUAUUAUCCUCAAGACAAUCAAAACCAAGAUCCUUAUUAUAAUGCUGUGAUACUGCACAAUGAAGGCAGAGAUCCUGUACAACUUUAUUGCCCUGUUUGCAGGAGGACUGUUUGGACUAAAAUAGAUACGAAGCCAGGAUGGUUCACAUGACUCUGCUGCACUCUGCUAUGUCUAAUUGGAUGCUGGCUGUGCUGCUGUAUUCCAUUUUGCAUCAAAAGGUGCAAAGAUACCUAUCAUUAUUGCUCAGUUUGCAGCCGAGCUUUAGCUAUUGUUGAGCCUUACUAUUAA
Molecule: messenger RNA, 480 nt
Organism: Blepharisma stoltei
Lineage: Eukaryota; Ciliophora; Heterotrichea; Heterotrichida; Blepharismidae
Source: the annotation of a GenBank genome assembly